GCGUGCGCGGGGUUCUGCAGCCCGAGGGCGAGCUUGCGCGUCCCGUCAGCGAUGCAGCGCUCCUUGCUUGCUUCGUGAGCCGCCACUCAGGCCGCUGUUGCGGAAAUCUGCGUCCGCUCUUAAAGGCCGCAGCUCCGUCCGGGGCGACCUUGGUGACCGGUUGGCACCCUCUCGAAAGGGCAGUUUGCCGUCGCGAGUGGGGCGCACCCCUCGGUUGCAGGUUGCAGAUUUCGUUUCCCCCCCGACUUUGCAGCUACUCUUUGUCCCCAUGAGCGUCUCAGAAGCGGCUGUCCCGCGCUGACUGGAAGUGGAGGGGCGAAAACUCAAAAUCCAUUCCUCUUCCCUUGGUGAGGCUUCCAGAGGAGCGAGAACUGCGGCAUGAUCGCCCCGGCAGCUCUGUAGACACCGGCCCCUCCGUCUUCCCCUCAGCCCUGUGUCCUGUGAACGUUCUCGUGUCAAGUACCAAAAUGAGUGACCGCUAUCUAGAACAAAGGAUCAGUAUCAAAUUCUGCGUGAAAUUGAACAAGUCUGCAAGUGAGACCCAUCAUCUUUUAAAAGAAGCGUAUGGGGAUGAAGUCAUGUCAAGGGCCAGGGUUUUUGACUGGCACAAGAGGUUUAAAGAAGGGCGGGAAGAUGUUCGAGAUGAUGCUCGAAGUGGGCGUCCUGUUACCCACCGAACAGAUGAAAAUAUCCAAAAGGUCAAGGACUUGGUUUGUUCAAACAGGCGGUUAACAGUGAGGAUGAUGGCUGAAGAGUUACAUUUAGAUAAAGAGACUGUUAGACUCAUUUUGAAAGAAAACUUAAAUAUGAGGAAAGUUUCGGCAAAAGUUUUGUCAGGUGUUUUGAGGGCUGAUCCUAAACCUGGAAAACUUCACUUUCAGUCUGCUCUUUCCAAGGAAACUAGGAAACUUAGUUCCUGUGUAAGGAAAAAGGUAACAAGUUCUGAAACUUGGAGUCAUCUCCAGUGCCAGGCUGGUGGGGAAGUGCCUCUGCCUGUAUCCCACCCCAGAAUCCACUACCCUGCCAGCCAGCUUCUGCAUCCUUCAUCUUCAACAAGCCUGCCCACCAAGGCAGCUCAGGAUUGGUUCACACCUUGGUGAGACAAGUGAACCCAAAUUAGGAAGCUGCCUCACUGUUAGGUACCUGUAUGUGCUGCUCAUCUAUUUUCAGUCCUUUGUACCACUCCUUCCUAUAUGUCAUGGGCUUCCUUCUUAUUCUUUGUGGGACCACUGGACCAUCUUCCUUACUAUUCUCCGUAACUUUGAAGAACGUUUGGCUGUUGACGUCUGGUACUUGCUUGUUCUUGAUUUCUGUUGUUUGAUAAGUUUGGAUCUCUUCACUACUCAGACCUUGUUGUGGCAGUCCUGUUCCUUUGUUCUCAGCAUUCUGCCUCAGGGGAUCAUGGCUGUAUGAGGUGGGGACAGGACCUCCUGGAGUGUAUCUCUGUGCCUAAGGAGACAAUCUUCUGGGAGGACCCCAAAAGAAGGCCUGCAAUUCCAGCCUGCUUCAUGGUUAGGGCCUGAGGUGUGGCAUGGAAGGCAGUGGCAUGCUGACUAACGUAGAAAGCAAAGUUUAGGGCCGAUGCAAUCCAAUUGACUCAGUAGGACCCCCUCAGAACCCAGGGGUGGCCACCAGUAGUGAUUGCUCACAGACCUACUCCUCACUGAAGAGCUGGGCUUUUUUCAUUCUAAUUCUGUGCUUUAAGCCUCCAGUCAUUUAGGUAUCCCCUCUGCUAGAAGAGGAGGAUCUGGUCCUAGAAAAUAUAAACCAGGUACUCAGUCCCAAGUUGUGAUGUGUGGGAGGAAGAUCAGGUGACACUCGAUUCUAAAUUAAUGGAGUUGGGGCCUAUGUGCUGAUUUCCCACAUGGUGGCCCUGUUUUUAGUAACUAACACCAACAUUGUCAGGUGUUACAUGAGCACCUGUGGUUUUUAGAACAUUGCUGAGCAUUGACAAUGUGAAGUAAUGACAGAAGCUCACCAAGGGCUUUGAGACUUCAUAAAUGAGGUGAUUCUAAACUGGAUCCAAAAGGAAGAGUGAGACAAGGGACUAAGAAAUUAGGGAAAGCUUCCCAGGCAGGUGGAACAGCAUGGAGGUGGCACUACUGGCUGAAAUAGCAAAGUUGAAAGAGGAGGAUAAUGGUGUUGCCGAAGAUGAACGACUUGGGAUAAGUUUCUUCCUCUUCUCUGCUCCCAAUUAUAUGCCAAUAGUUUGUGUAUUGCUUCCCCUGAGUCUGCGUGUAGGUUUAUAAUAAUCCUCUUAUUUGAAUAUCUAAUUUUCCCAUAAAACCUCCCAAAAAGCAGUUUCUACAAGUUCACUCUCCUUUAUCUCUUCCUUUCUGUCAGGAUUUAUGGACUAGAACUUUUCCAAGAAGGUUCCAAGUAAUACCACUGACUAGAAACAUCUCAGAAUGCCUGGAAGGAGUAUAAGGGGAGUGGGAGCUGGAUAAUAGCAUUUAACAGGAUUAGUCAAUGCCUGCAUUUUACCUAAGGAUUUUCUCAUGGAACAGCUCCUAUCAUUUAGCUAGUAAGGAAGUAAACAAUACUGGUUAAUAGUAGAGGCCCAAUAUUUAUUCAACACAAUGACUUUUAGUUCUGUUCCUUCACUCUCUAUACCCCCUUCAGUAAAUUACAUGUUCCUCACUUAUACCUCUCGGUUCUGAGGCACAAAUAAAAAUUACUAUUCAAGAAAACUCUUAAACUAAGCAAUAGCUAACAGACUUCUACCUACUUAGCAAUUUCCAAGCAUUCCAUUUCAGGACCAUUCUGUCUUCUUAUACUAUAUGAGGUGCUGGCUUUCCCAUAAGCACUUGCCACCAGGGACAAGGUGCUUCUGGAACAAGUUCCCCACUGCUGACUAUUGCAACAUUGCGGCUGAACCUCAUAGUAAUCCUUACUCAGGCCCAGUAGUAAUUGCUAUAUAAUUCUGGACCAGACCCAUGCCAGUAUCCUACCUAUAGGCCUCUUUUCCAACCCAUUACAAAACAGGUCCUGAGAGGACUUAGUUCUGCAUUUACUCCUGUCAUACACAGGGCUUGAGGGACCCUGCCAAAGAUGUCAAAGCCUAUGAUGGAGUGUAGGGUACCAGACAGGGCUAACACAGAGCAACAGGAAGCAGGUGAUAAGGAGUGAAUUCAAAUCACUCUUAAGUAGCUAGAAUGAAAAGGACUUGAUAGGCUAUCUUAGAUCUUAGAUUUACUAUCUUACUACUCAGUUAGGCAGGUUGAACUGCUACCUGAACUCAUGGCCCAUUUGUAAGGUGUCUCAGAAAAUAUUCAAUGACAUUAUAAUAAACGCUCAGAUUUUGGGCAGGCGAGCCAACCGUUCGUACGUGGCUGCUCCAAAUCACCAAACCCUGGGCUAGAGCAGACAGAAGAGCUCUCACAGAACAGUACCACUUAUAUACCCACCCACCAAAUCUGUUUUUGUUUUUUUUUUAACUGAUUCAAAUUUUGCCUAGACCUGCAUGUUACAGCCUGAGCGGCUUGAGCUCCUGACAGUAUGGUCUAAGGGAUCCACCCAUGCAUCCUGCGGCAGACUUUUGUGCUUGCCUUUUGUCAGGCUCCUCCCAGUUUAUUCUCUGUUUGCUCUUGUUCCUCUGGUGCUUUGUUUUCUGGGUCUGGACCACACCUUCCUCCACUAGCUACUUUUAGCCACUUCGGUGUUUUUCCACUUGUAAUAUCUUUCUCCCUGAUGUUUAGAUCCCUGUUCCAGCUCUGCCCUUCAACCCCAAUCUUAAGGAAGUUGUCUUCUCUAGCUCUGCCUUCCUAUUAAGAAAUAGAGCAGAGUGACGUGGGGCAAUGCUUGCUUGGUUUGGUUUAGAAAGGGCAAUACAGGAAGGGAAAAAAACUCCUGCUCUUGGCUACCCUGGGUUCCCUUUCCCAGAGGCGAUCAGUGUUGGCAAUUCUCAAGGAGUGGUUUGUUAAUCUCUGGUCCUCAGGAGUCAUGAAAGUUUUUCAGAGAUUCAGGUGUCCACCUCUAUCCAAAAGUGGUAGGUUAUUUUUUAGGUCUGACAACUCUCAAAAAAUUAUUCGGUAUCAAUUAAUGGUAACAGUAUAACAGUAUUGGGGAAAAUAUGUGCCUAGAGCUGCUUUCCAAGCCAUCUUUUCAGAUCUGUUUCUUGCUUAGAGUUCAAAGUUGCCAUUACAUCCACCUGGAUAAAUGUGGAUGCUAAUGACUUGAGGACAUCUAGUAAAGGAACCAUCUGUCACAGCGUCACAUACACUGCUCAGGUACCAAGUCUCAGUAGGCUCCUUGUGAUUGGGUCUCCCCCCGGGGUCCUCUGUGGCUCAAUUAGUAAAAACUUGUCUUUGCUGCCAGGACUGUCUAUGUAACCCCGUGUCCUCUAACUGCUUCUUACUUGCAUCAGACCGCCCAGAUUUUACCAGGCUCUUACAUACUAUCUGAGAUACUUCCCAUGUGUUUAUCUUCUCCAGCCUCUGCCUAUCAGGUCCUUGCAUAACACUGUCUCUGAUGCAUUCCCCUUUUCCUGGUAUUAAUAUCCAGAAGCAAAAAUUCUAUAGUGGGAAACCAGUACCUCUAAGGACUCACUUAGGCGUAGUGAAUGGCUCAGCAACUUUUUCUAUAACGGAAAUGUCUUGGGCUAUGUGGGCCAUACAGUCUCUGUUGCAACUCUUCAAUUUUUUUUUUUUUGCAGACCUAGCUCAUAAGGAAACAGAUGAGCUUGACUGUGCCCCUAAUAAAACUUAUUUAUAGAUUCUGGAAUUUGAAUUUCAUAUAAUUGUCACAUGUCACAAAAUAUUUUUAUGUUUUUUCAACCAUUUGCAAAAUGUGAAAAACUGUUCUUACACAUCUUAGCUUAUACACCGUGGAAAACCAGAUGGUGGGCUAGGUUUGGUCUAUGGACCAUAGUUUGCCAGCCCCUGUUCUAUUGUACAUAAAGAGUGCAUAUAAAAUGACAGAUAAUUGAUCUUUUUCCAUCAAUAACAUUGUUAAUGCCAAGUAGAUCUGGCAGUGCCUGACAAUUUACUAUGUAGAAGUUGUGAAAUAUUGAAGGGAAUUUUUUGGUGCCAGAGCUGAAUGAUUGACUAUUUUACCCUGAUAUAUUCUGGUUCAUAAAAUGAAUUUUGUGCUGUUUUUGACAAAAAAUGAUAUUACAUAAUCUGCUACCUAGUAUAUGCCCUUGUAAUAGCUCAAAAACAAUUUUGAAAAUACUGCAAAGGGUACCAAGUUGCAACCAGCAGUAAUAGAAUGAAUGAAGGUGGUUCCAAAAUUGCCUUGAUCUUAGGCAGCAUUUGAAUAAGUCCGUAAUCACCUAUGAAAAUGACUGCUAUGGGGGUGACGAAAUUCAUUGAAUUAUACUAUAUAUUAUACUGUAAGUAUAUGUAAUACUAUAUAUAUUUGCAGCUUGUGCCAAGUUAUGCCCUUUUAAGUGUAUUUACUUGUUUUUCCCCUAAAAAGCCAUAUUGUGUCACCUUUAUUUAAACUGAUAUUCCUUAAGUGAAAUAGAAUCUCUGGAUUGAACAGACCUUUAGUAGAGUAUUUAAUCCAGCCAGUUACUUUUCCCUUGAAUCCAGGAGUGACUGAAUCCUACAGCUGCUGAAAAACUUGCAUCUUGAAAGAAGCUGUGUUGAUUUAACAAAUUUUUAUUGAGUGACUGUAUGUACCAGGCACUGUCCCAUAUGCUGAGGCACAGCAAUGGACAAAACAGGCAGUGGUCUUAGAUUUGACAGUCCGAAAUCUAAUUAUAUUACUCUUCACUCUUGCUCACACUAACUCAUUGUUAAUUGCUUACCUGGAGUUGGUGUGACCUUUCCCAUAGGCCCCUGUGCUUGGUCAUGAUCCCUCUCCAACUGCAUUAAUAAUUUGAGGACUGUAUGUUCCAUUUACAUUUUAUUAUGCUUUAGACAGAUCUGUGUUGGUAGAAAAACACACUGGCAAUGUUGGAAGUGUAAAUUGGCAACAGCUUUCUGAAAAGCAAUUUGGCAAUAUCUAUCAGGAGCUUUAAAAAUGUUUAUAUCUUCUGAUCCUCUAAUUCCACUUCUGGGAAUCUGUCCUAAAGAAAUAAUCUAAAAUGUGGGCAAUUUAUGCUUAACAAUCCAGCAGUCCAACAGUAGAAAAUUGGUCAAAUAAAUUAAGUAUGAUUAUACAAUAGACUACACAGCCAUUAUAAUUAACGUUUGUAAAGAGUUAAAACAGCAUGGCAAGAUGUUUGUGAUGUUAAAUGAAAGCAGUGAUAUGCAAAAUGGUGUAUAUAAUUCAGAAAUGUUUUUAAAAUGACUAGAAAGAUACACUAACUGGGUAGUUAGAGUAUAAGGGUGGUUUUUUUUUUUUUUAAUAUUUCUGUUUCUUUCAAAAAAUACUCCUCCAAAAUAUUAAUUGUAAAAAUAAAACAACACAAAAAUUGGCAAGACAGGUGGAACAUGGAGACUAUAUGAUAAGUGUUGGUGACAGGAAUGCGACAAGGGAAUAGGGGCCUGCCCGAGAGGACAGGGUAUGCGACCAGAGUAGACUCCACAAGUGGCAUGUCCCUGAGAUGUAACCCGAGGUAGGUGGAGCACGUGUGGGUCAAGUGUGUUCUGACAAAUGGGAAAGGAUAUGAAAUACUCUUUUGGGUAAAAUUAACCUUUGGAUUUCAUUCUUACAUUUUCUCAUACAAAAGGAAUAUUCUCAAAAUGGAUUUUAUUACAGCGGCUCUCAGAAGAAUCCUUGAGCUUUCCAUAUAAUUUCUUUAGGAUAAGAAGGGCUUUCUAUGUGCCAAGUCUACCUCCUCGCAUACUGGGACUCUCAAGCAACACAGAUAUACAUGGGGAUAUUUGGUAUUCUGCUUGAGAAUACCGCGUGCGUAUCAUUAGUCAUCUUAAUGUUGUAAUUUAACUCUAGGCUUUGCAAAUGUUAUUUUGUUGGCACCCAGAAUUGCUGUACUUUUUAUUUAUUUCUGAAGAGUAAUCAUGUUAUAGAAUUUGAAAGUGUGAAAUGAUGUAGAUAAUGUAUAUCCGGAGAUGAAAUUGUGCUGGGAAAAUGUGUACUUCAUUGUUGCUUUGGUAAAAUGUUUAUUAAAAUGCCAAAUAGAGCCACUUGGUAAAAUUUCAGACUUUCAAAUGAGCACACAACAUAAAUACAUGUUCUGUAGGCGUGUAGAUUGUAGAUUUGUCAAACUGGAAGAGUUCUUCAAGCUCUAGAUCUAAGACUAAGUCUCUUGGUCUAUAGAAAGAACCGAAAAAAUGAAACUUGAGUUUUAGUUCUGCUCCAUAACGAUCCAUGCAGCUUUGCGUAGUUCGUUUGUGCCCUCUGAGCCCUUUGGUUUUCUCACCUCUAAAAGUUGAAUAAUAAUUCCUAUCUCAUGGAGUUGUUUUCCUCAUUCAACAAAUAUUUAUCGAGCGCUUAUGUGCAUGUGAAAUUGUCCCAGGGAAUGAGGAUAUAGCGGUGAACAAAACAAAAAAAAUGUUCCUACACAUGGCAAACCUUUAAGUGUGGGAGACAGACAAGAAAUUGGAAAAAUGGGUAAAAAUACAGUAUGUCAGAUAGUGAUUAUUAGAUGUGAGGAUUACAUUAAACAAUGUGUGUGAGCUGGCAGCACAAGACCGGGCAGAGAGUAAGUACCAAAUAGAUGGUGAUUCCCUUUGCUUCUUUAGUCUUCCUAAUAGCUCCUGAAUGACUACAAAAUAGUAGUAAUUGGCAAAAAGCCUGACCCAUUGCAUUCUAUGUCUGGCCAGUUAAGGAGGCCUAAACUUGUUUUUGCUAUAAGAGUACAAAAGAAUUCUUACAGUUGGGUUUUGUACUCCCUGCAUGGCAGAUAAAUGAUGGUAGUAACAGCAUAAACACUUGAUGGCCUUUUUCUGAAGCCAGUUGGUCAGGGAUCCUUGCCUCGGACUAGGUGGCAGGUAUUAGGUCCACAAAGACAAAUGCCUGGUAUCAUUGCUAUUUGAGCAAAAGAGGCUAGGAGACUGUAAUGAUUGUUUCUUAAAGAAAGGAUGGGUUUCCUAUGUCCUAUUCCAAAUAUUGCAGAACUGGGCAAAGUUUGCAUUAUUUAUGGGACAUCAGAACAUUGACAAAAAGCCAAGAAAGGGAGUUUUGAAAGCUGGUGGAGUUUUGUUUUGUUUGCCCAUCAGAAAAAUGUGGAAGUUCAGAAAUAUUUUAAAAAGCAGCCAGAGGUUGAACCUUAUGGUUCAGUUAUUUCCCCACACCCAUCUCUGCCUCAGUGUGCCCUUUCAAAAACAUCAAGUGAAUGGUCAUACACCGAAUUCCCUCAGACCUGGGCCUGGGCACAGAGGGCGCAGCACUGUGGGUUAGGGAAGGAACCAUCAGUAGAAAGACCACCAAGAAUGGGCUUCUACCAUCAACAUUCUUUCCCCCAAGACAGUUCUAGGGAACAAGCUUUUAUAAAGAAUUUGGAAAUUAAAAAAGUCUGAAUCAUCACCGUUAGGGUGGUUGUGAGAAUGAGAAAGUAGAAUAUAAAGAGGCAGGACACAACAGUGGUAAGGGGCCUGCUAGCUGUACCACCCUGGCUUCUCUUAUAUUAAAGGGCUCCAAGCUCUGUCCACAAGGAUUUCCUCCGCAGCAGUACCUCUCAGAAGAAACUGGACAUUGGACUGUGGCCCAACACCCUUGCUCUAAAAACCUAAUAAGUGAAAAUUCAGAAUUACAACCCAGAUUAGAUGAAAAAAUUGGUCCAGGGAGUCUCAGUGACUUUUCUUGAAUCACACAUCCCGUUGAUGGCAAGAGGCAGGAUAAUAAUGAAGGACCUUGAAUUUCACUCCGUCCCAGGAGUUUUUUUCCCAUUAUGCUGUUGGUAAUAAUUUCCUAAAGCAUACAUCCUUAACAUAUUGUUGAAGUAGCAGGCACCCUUACAUUUGAUAAGUAUGAUUUACCAGCAGUUGAUUUACAUGUAAUUUUUAGGAAACAUAUUUAUGGCAUAGAAGGUGGUGCAAAAGUUUUUCCAUUUCCCUGCGGUGUCCAGGCCUCUGGUCCUUCCAGAUGUGUUUUUCAUAAGAAUAAGUUGGCACUUUGUCAUUCCUUUUUUCCAGAUGUUCUUCCCAAGUAGUGUGUUAUGUUUUGUGUUUUUAAUAUUUCUCAUACAUCUUAAAAGUCUGGGCACAUAAAUCCUAAUAAAGUUCUCAACUAUCUCCUCUAUGCUGUCUCAAAUUUCUGGGUGUGUUUGUAUUUGUGACACAGUGUCUGAAGGCAUGAAUGCUAUCACAUCAUUAAGGCUUAUAUUCCUAAACCC
Talpa occidentalis (Iberian mole) is the source of this 9184-nucleotide messenger RNA. It is a transcript of the gene GVQW3, whose product is annotated as GVQW motif containing 3. Bases 468 to 1100 code for a protein of 210 amino acids. The transcript has a single exon. The record is from RefSeq and is a predicted model, not a curated record. NCBI's taxonomy places the organism in Eukaryota, Metazoa, Chordata, Mammalia, Eulipotyphla, Talpidae.